AAAGAGGAAUAGUCUGACGAUCUGAGGGCUGAAACUCCGAUGACAUCUCUGUUCACAUUAGUAAUAAAGCGGGCGGACCCUCUUUUUUCAGCAGGGAUCAAGGAUUUUGUUUUUAACAUAUUCCGACCAUCAUCAUAAUCAAAAUGGAAACAUGAAGAACUGAAAAGUGUAAUUAAGUUGCAGCGCUAUUAUUAUCCUGCACGUCGGCAGCUUCUGGACAAGGAUGAGGGAUCUUCAAGCCAUUGACAGCUUGCUCUUGAAAGAGUUAAAGUCAUGUCGUGCAAAUGAGUACAACUUUCUUCCCAGAGAGGCUGGCCUGAAGCUGAUGGAGUCGGCUUCCACAGAGAAUCACAGUGGAGUGUCUGCAAAAUGCAGAGACACCAGAGUGGAAGAACUGUGGGGCCUGACCAGUUUCUUUGGAUACAGCACACAAACAUUUGUUCAAGCUGUCAAUUUGCUUGAUAGAUUCCUCUCCAUUAUGAAGGUGCAGCCCAAACACUUGCCCUGUAUUGGAGUCUGCUGUCUUCACAUUGCAGCCAAAAUGGUCGAGGAAGAGAACAAUGUCUCACCUACGCGUGAACUCAUCCGCAUCAGCCAAAGCAAGUUCACUGUGUCAGACCUGUGUCGUAUGGAGAAGAUCAUCUCAGAGAAGCUCAGUGUGGAGCCCGAAACAGUGACAGCCUUAACCUUUCUACACCUCUACUACUCAGCCUUUACAUCCCUAUCUGCUAGAAGGGAGGAGAUCCCAAGCAUUGGGAGACUGGAAGCCCAGCUAAAAGCCUGCUUAUGCCGGCUUGUUUUCUCUAAAGCAAAACCAUCAGUGCUGGCGCUGUCCCUCAUUGCUCAAGAGUUUGAAGCACUCCAGUCCAUCACCUUGCUGAAGAUUGUACAGCAAUUCCAAAGACACCUAAAGAUCAGCGACAGCGAGUUGCUCCACUGGAAGGAACUUGUGGCCCAAUGCAUGACUGAAUACUGCUCAAGCGAAUGUAACAAACCAGACAACAAAAAGCUUGUUUGGAUUGUUUCCAGGAGAACGGCACAGAAUCUUCAGGCCAAUCAUUUCAGUGUGCCUGGCCUGCCAACUAUUCCUGAGGGGAGCUGGGACGAGAGUGAGAGUGAGGACUCCUGUGAGGACAUGAGCUGUGGAGAAGACAGCCCAUGCGGCUCGCCAGGAAGUGGCGGCGAAGGAGCCUUCUUCCCCUCCGCCUUUCUCAACCGCAAAAAGUGACGAGUCCUCGUUAUGCAGAAAGGACAGAUGUGUAUUUGUCCCCUGAUCUGAUUUAGGGUGGUCACCGUGUUUCUGAGAAAACCUGUUUCACUUGUUUUACCACUGUAUAGGUACCACAUGUGACAGGUUUCAAUCAAGUGCCUGUUGAUUCAGUUUACUGUCUGUCUCUUUAAUGUAAAAAAAACCAACAUAUCUUAUAAAUGCAAAAUGGAAAAUUGCAAUAUCUUGGCAGCUUGAUGGCAAUGCUUCUGAACAUCUUCUUCCAAGAUGUCCUCUUUGGGUUCGUUUGUGUCCGAGCCGGCACAUUCCAGGAAAAGCAGCGAAGCACAACCUAGAACUUGUGUAUGUCAGUCGUGAGGUACGCUCACUGUUGAAGUACCAGCUAACACACUAGCACAUCCUCAGUCUUUUUUUUAAAACCUGUUUUUAUACUCCGUACCAUACAUAUAGACAGUAUUCUGCAAGCGUAUGUUAUACGUAUGUACACAAUCCUAAUGUGACAUAUAGGACAUUGUAGUGUGAAAUUAUCAGACUAUAUAUGCAUGGAUACAUUGAAAUAUGUGAUUAUGAAUGGAUUUUGUCUAUGUUUACCAAAAUAAGCUUACUGUAAAAAACGUUUAAAAAAAAUGUAUAUAACAUGUAAAAAAGGAGUAAAAAAUGUUUAUGUUUUGUGAAUGCUACAUAAUGUGUGUUGUAUUUGGAAAUAAUGUGGAUUUGGGAAGGGUCAGAAUUAAUCCUUCCAAAUAAUAAAAAAAAAAUCUUUUUAUCGACCAAA
Messenger RNA from Perca flavescens (yellow perch), 2003 nucleotides. Its product is annotated as cyclin-G2. Lineage: Eukaryota; Metazoa; Chordata; Actinopteri; Perciformes; Percidae. Bases 224 to 1228 code for a protein of 334 amino acids. The transcript has 9 exons. The record is from RefSeq and is a predicted model, not a curated record.